Messenger RNA from Hyaloscypha bicolor E, 855 nucleotides. RefSeq names its product putative Phosducin-like protein. Gene Ontology annotation, biological process: regulation of G protein-coupled receptor signaling pathway. The coding region runs from base 1 to 855 and encodes 284 amino acids. The record is from RefSeq and is a predicted model, not a curated record. NCBI's taxonomy places the organism in Eukaryota, Fungi, Ascomycota, Leotiomycetes, Helotiales, Hyaloscyphaceae. The transcript has 2 exons.
AUGGCUACCCGAACCGCCGCACAGGAAGAGUUUGACUCGAUUGUCUCGAAGGCAUCUUCAUCCUCCCGUCUGAAUCAUCAUCCGUCAGACACACACGACUAUAGACACGACAGACCAACUGGCGAGCAGGACGAAGAGACAGAGUACGUGCAGAAGAGGGUAGACGAGAAUAUGCGGAUGCCUAGUUUGGACCCGAGGGGAGGCUUGUUCCAUCUGCCGCAUAGGGAUUUUGAUAGUGGGAGGACGACGGGCGUGAAGGGUGUUAUUGCUGAUGCGAGGAGUUACGAGGAGGCUAGACGGACGGGGAGCUACAGAGGAUCAAGGACGAAUAGUAAUACGAGGAAUGAUAAGAGGGCGAGCACUGCAACAUUCUUGAAUGAUGAUGGAGAGGGGAGCGCGAGUGAGGAGGAGGAAUUCAUCGAACGGUGGAGACAGCAACGGAGACAGGAAUUGUCAACUAUUGGCAGCGAUAUCCGGAAUCGAAGGACUAGUCCGAGUAUCAGGAGAUACGGACGCUUUGAUGAAGUUGAUGCGCUGGGCUACUUGGACGCCAUUGAGAAAGUCACAAGAGACACAAUCGUCGUUGUCUUUGUCUACGACCACGAGUGCCCCGUCUCCCAAAUCAUUUCAGACGCCCUCUCCCCUCUCGUCCCAACCCACCCAGCAAUCCACUUCGUCCGCGUCCACUACGCCGACAUCGAAUUCGACAACGCCGGUGUGCCCGCCAUCCUAGCGUACAAGAACCAAGGCGACCUCUUCGCAAACCUCACCUACAUUAUUGACCAAAUCCCAGACGAUACCCUAUUCGAUACCCGCGCCCUAGAGAGCAUUUUACGGAAACACAAGAUCCUAUAA